AUGUAUCGAUGCUGGAGUGAUGAUCCUUCUGAACGUCCAACUGCUGAUGAAUUAUAUGAUUUAUUUUAUGAUGUAAAAAGAAAACUUUAUAAUAUUAUAGUGGAUGAUGAAGUUAUGCGUCAACUUAAAAUUGCUGAUGAAAAUCAAAAAAAUACAUCUAAAUCUCAAAAACAAGAAUUACUUGAAUUAUUUUCAUAUUCAAAUCUUAAUUUAUUAUUAAAGUCUAAUGAAUCAACUACUUCAAGUGUCAACACUCAUAAUAUUGAUGAGGAAACAGAAAUUCAAAGCAAGCAAAAAAAUGACAUUCAGCUUUGA
Messenger RNA from Diversispora eburnea, 315 nucleotides. Lineage: Eukaryota; Fungi; Glomeromycota; Glomeromycetes; Diversisporales; Diversisporaceae. The record is from the annotation of a GenBank genome assembly.